AUGAUGGAGCUGCAGAAGCACCUCCUCUUUAGGAAAGUGGACGUUCCUGACCAUGUGCACUACACGCUGGCCUUCAUCAUCCUCAUGGUGGGAACUCUGGGAGUGGCUGGAAACACACUGGUCAUUUUUGCUUUCUGCAGUAACAGGAAGUUGCGCACGUUGCCGAAUUUCUUCAUCAUUAACCUGGCGGUCAGUGACCUGCUGAUGGCGCUAACGCAGUCUCCGCUGUUCUUCAUCAACUGCCUGCACACACAGUGGAUAAUGGGGGAGCUGGUCUGUAAGCUCUAUGCGUUCUGUGGAGCGCUGUUCGGGAUCACAUCUAUGAUAACCCUGCUGGCCAUCUCAGUGGACCGUUACCUGGUCAUCACCCAUCCGCUGAAGGCCAUGCGGUGGAACUCCAAAAUCAGAACCUUCAUCACCAUCAUCCUCGUCUGGGUCUACUCGCUGGCCUGGAGCCUCGCUCCUCUGAUUGGCUGGAGUUCCUACGUGCCGGAGGGUCUGAUGACGUCGUGUACGUGGGAUUACGUGUCUCCCUCUGCGGGGAGCAGGAGCUACACGCUGGCGCUCUGCUGCUGUGUGUUCUUCGCUCCGCUGGGGAUCAUCAUCUACUGCUACAUCUGCAUGUUCCUGUCUGUCCGCAGAGCCAGCAGGGACGUGUCCAGGCUGGGUUCUCAGAUGAGGAAGCAGGACGUGUCCCGUCCCCGGCACAGUGUCCGCAGUGAGUGGAAGCUGGCGAAAAUCGCCGCUGUGGUCAUCACCGUGUACGUGCUGUCCUGGGCCCCGUACGCCUGUGUGACCCUCAUCGCGUGGGCCGGGUAUGCUCACCUACUCAACCCGUACUCUAAAACUGUACCAGCAGUCAUAGCCAAGGCAUCCGCAGUCUACAACCCCUUCAUAUACGCCAUCAUACAUGCCAAAUACAGAGCGACGCUGGCGGAGAAAGUUCCCGGCUUAUCGUGUCUGUCCCACAUCUCGGGGAAAGGUCGUCUCUCCUCGUCCAACAGCGAGUCUUCACUCAGCAGACAGUCCAGUCUGUCCAGGAACAAAGUGCACACGACCUCGUUCACCUCCAGGAAGGUGAUGGGACAAAUGGAGCUGGACCUGAUUGAGAGCAGGCUGGCGUCUUUCAGACGUUCAUGCAGACAGCAGUGCAUCACCAAGUCCUCCUCUCUAACUCACACCAAGCCCUCAGUCUGCGUGAGAGAGUCUCUCAGUCUGUGUGAACAGGAACUCGUCUCCGGCUCCCUCGCCAUGGCAACGGUCCCCACCAAAAGUACGGAUGUGACCUUUGACCCUGCGAGUGACCACAGAGAAACCCAGAGCCCCCCAGAAACUCCCAGAAAUCGCUGCAGCGUCAGCCUGACAUCAGAAAGCAGCUUUAACACGGGGGAGAGAUCAGCUCUGCUCAGCCAAUCAGAUUCAGCGCAGACUUAA
This is a messenger RNA of Colossoma macropomum (tambaqui), 1434 nucleotides long. RefSeq names its product opsin 4xb (gene opn4xb). The transcript is spliced from 9 exons. Gene Ontology annotation, molecular function: G protein-coupled receptor activity. Gene Ontology annotation, biological process: visual perception; G protein-coupled receptor signaling pathway. Gene Ontology annotation, cellular component: membrane. Lineage: Eukaryota; Metazoa; Chordata; Actinopteri; Characiformes; Serrasalmidae. The coding region runs from base 1 to 1434 and encodes 477 amino acids. The record is from RefSeq and is a predicted model, not a curated record.